Messenger RNA from Anopheles stephensi (Asian malaria mosquito), 664 nucleotides. RefSeq names its product transcription initiation factor TFIID subunit 10-like. The record is from RefSeq and is a predicted model, not a curated record. NCBI's taxonomy places the organism in Eukaryota, Metazoa, Arthropoda, Insecta, Diptera, Culicidae. The coding region runs from base 111 to 530 and encodes 139 amino acids. Gene Ontology annotation, cellular component: SAGA complex; transcription factor TFIID complex; nucleus. Gene Ontology annotation, biological process: transcription initiation at RNA polymerase II promoter. The transcript is spliced from 3 exons. Gene Ontology annotation, molecular function: promoter-specific chromatin binding; RNA polymerase II general transcription initiation factor activity.
AUUUAUUUACCCACAAAUAGCAAACACUGUUGCGACCGAAGCCAGCCAAGCAAGCUACGUGUUUUCACAAGUUCAACCCUUCUUUAAAGCAAAGUUUUCCACAAUCCAAAAUGGGUGAUAAUUUCGGCAUUCAUCGUGGCCCGGCUAAGAAGACGGCGGAUAUGGUGGAGGACCGUACACAGGGACAAAUUCUAAGCGAUUUUAUGAUGCAGCUAGAAGACUACACGCCGACGAUUCCGGAUGCAGUCACUUCCUACUACCUCAAUUCGGCCGGCUUCGAGGGUGCUGAUCCGCGGAUAGUACGCCUCAUUUCGAUUGCGGCCCAAAAGUUUGUGUCGGACGUCGCGAACGAUGCGCUGCAGCACUGCAAAACGCGCACAAACAGUGCACCGAGCUCCGGGCACGGAUCAUCCAAGAACCAGAAUCAGAAAUCGUCCAAGGACCGGAAGUACACGCUCACGAUGGAAGAUCUGCAACCGGCACUGAACGAUUACGGUAUCACCGUGCGCAAGGCACACUAUUUCGUCUAGCAUGAUGUGGCGGUAGUGCUGUGUUUGACGCUCAGUCGUUGUUGCUCUUCUUUUCAUACAAGAACCUGAUCCGAGGGAAACCUAUUUUUCUUGCAAAUAAAACAGUACAGCCCAAUGUCAUAACAACCAUGAAA